AUGGAUGAUUUUACACCUGUUAAACGACCUAAGCCUGGCGAUGGUGAGGAAGAACUCUUUCGGAUGCAGGAAGAGUUUGUUAAAUCUCGUCAAAAGCCAUCAGCAAAGGUUAUUAAUUUACGAGCUCAACAUAAAGAAGCAAUUGUGAAAUCAACAAAUGAAGACAAUAAACAAUCAGAUACUAAAUUCCGAUCAAAAUUUGCUGAAAUGAGAGCAUUAAAGACAGUAGAAAAAGCGGCUCAACUUCAAUCUAAUGAAAAUAUAAGUAGUGAGCAUUCUUCAAAAGAUGUUCCCAAUGCAUCUACAUCUAAGUUACUUGAUCCAAUUCGACAUGUACCUUUGGAUGCUUAUAAACCUUUAUUAGGGAAUAUAGUAGAGAAAAAAUGUAAAUCUAGUGAUCAAAAAUCACUUAAACACAUGGAUAAUUUUGAAAAUAAAACUGGAUUUCCAUCAGUUUUUAAAAUCGAUCAUAAAACAUCUGCUGGUAGUUCCAAUAGUUUAUUUUAUCAAACUAGUUUGAUCAAUAAAGAAUUAAACGAGGUUGUAGCAAGUAGUAGUGAUGAUAAAAUUAUUGAUAUUAAUCCAAGUGAUUCAAUACAAGAUUCUGUACGUUCAGAAAUUCAUAAAAGCAAUGUUGAAAAGCUAAAUAGUAUGACAAAAGAAGAGAUUUUGGAGGAAAAAAAACGAUUGGAAAGUACCUUGGACCCUAAAUUAUUAGAAUUUCUUCGAGCUAGAAAAAAACCUGCAAGCUCAGAAUAUAAAAUUAAAGUUGUAGAACCAAAAACCAUGAAGCCUGAUUCUAAAGAAGACGUUAAUAAAAUGGAAUGCGAGCCAAUACCUCAAGAGCCGCCAGCUCCUGUGACAGAAAUGGUUGAGCAAGCAUCAGAUAAAGGAUGGGUUCAUAUGGACAAGGUGGAAUCAGAAAAAUUGGAAUGGAUGAAAGAAAUAGAACCUAGUAAAGAUGGCGAAUCGACACCAGACGAGCCUUAUAAUGCACGUUUUGACUUUAAUGGUUUACUUUUACCUUUCAAAGACGAUGAAUUAUUGAAUAAAGGCUUGCACAAUCACGGUGACGAGCCUGAUCGUCCAGGUUAUACGCUUCAAGAGUUAUUACAGCUCAGUCGAUCUUCAACUCAACAGCAGCGUUGCACAGCACUGACUACUUUAGGUAAUAUUAUGGAAAAAAGCCGUAAAGGUUGGUACGACAAGGCAUUGAAUCCUCCACCUCUUGGUGCUUUAAGUCAAAGAAAUAUUAUUUUAUUAUUGAGGUUUUCAUUAGAUGAUAAAUCCGUUGCGGUUAUUACUGCAACUCUACAAGCGCUUAGAGCAUUUUUAUGUAGUGAAGCUGAUGAAGUUUGUAUGGAUAGACUCUGUGGAUGGGAAUAUCCUGACGGGAACUGUUUAGUUCCUGAAUUACCGGCACCUAAACACGAUGUUGAGGACAUAAGCACUCUGAAAGAUCAUCAGCUAGCACAACUAGACAGUAUUGCUGCUAUCAUGAGAUCAGAUAUUAUUUUACGUAUCAGAUAUAUAUUGAGUGAACUACAACCGCCUCCUAUAGGAGUAACAUCAGCUUUGGAAAUAUUAAUUCGUCUGGCUCGACAUUCACGCAUAACCGCUUUAAAUAUUGCUACGACUCCCCAAUUGUUGGAUACAAUUGUCAAAAAUUUCAUACCAUUGACUACUGAACGACUUGUAAAUUUUGAUACUGAAAAGGCUUAUGGAGUUCCUAAUGUCACAGCAAUUCGAUUGUGUCGAAUAUUGGUGGAGUAUGGUGGAAGACCCGUCGCAGAUCGUCUCAAUAAUUUAAAAAUAAUUCAUUCUUUUUUGUCGUACAGUAACAGUAAUGCAGGUGAAACGGGACUUCGGCUGGCGAUCGAAGCUUUACGUUUGUGGCGAUUAAUCUGUAGCAAUAACGUUGCUACAGACAGCAUUUCCGGAGCGAAAUUAAUAUUAGGUUCACAAUUGCAGCUUUUAUUAAGCAAUCAUGACCUGACAAGUGCCUCUGAACUGUCUUGCGAGUAUGCUACAGCACUUGUAGCUCUUUCUUCUCGUGAAGGAACUUUAAGACCUACUAUAUCUACACUAUUGACCAAAUGGAGUACGCAACUAGCUAAAGUUUCUUCAGCCACAUGGAGUACUACGAAGCUUGUUGCUGUGACGUUAACAUCACUUAAUGAUUUAUCGCCAUUGAAAACUGAAUGGACAAAUAAUUCAAAAAUUUUUAGUAACAUUUGCUCCAGUUCAAAUUUACUGAGUACUUGUGUGCCAGCUAGUGAAAGAGAUCCAUCAUCACUUCCGAGUUUAGGAGUCCUCACUCAGGAUGGUGAAGUCCAGCCAGCUGUAUCAUUAAACUGUUGUUUUCCGUUUUUGGCAACACUCUGUGAUGCAAUGAUAAAAUCAUCAAAGUUUCAUGACUUCGAAAAGAUUAUUCAAAACCCGGAUGUAAUUAAAUAUUUUCGACAAUUGGUGAACUACCAUUGGUCGCUAGAAUUUAGUUGGUACUCUCGAGCAGAAUUAUUUUUUAUUACGACUAUUGUUAGAGCUUGUGCAAAAUUUCCAACUAGUGAUUUGAUAAACGAAAUUAUUUGGAAAAUAGCUGUUAAAUUAAUAUCAACAUUACCAGCAGAUGCUUCUCGUGCCGUAAAUGAAGUUCUUGGCAUUGUUCUUUCUAAUGAAAGAUUAGCAAUCGAUCGACUUGCCGAAGAUUUAAAUGCAAUGAAAUUAAAUAGUGGGGGUGAAAAUAUUACCCUUAAAUUGCCAAAUAAUAUUUCUGAUAUUUACAAACAGUACAUUACAUCGAAAAACUGCUGGAACGAAGCUGCGAUGCCUCAAGAUUGGCCGUACAUGCCGCUAGUCGAUGCUUAUUCUAAUCACAAAAAUAAAAUCGGCUGGAAUGAGAAUGAUACAAUAAAAAUAACUGUUGUAUUAAGUUUGGAAUUAGCUAUGCGUGAAGUUUUCUACAGUUUAGCUCCGACAGUAAGAUUUUCACGGUUGGUUCUCGUUUACCUUUGUGAUACAGUUUAUUUAAAUGAUAAUGUAUCUUUUUUACUCAAACGAGCUACGUUUGAAUUAAUAAGUAAAUAUUACAAACGAUUCAAUUUUUCAAGCGACUUACCUGGUGUUGGCUCAUUCAAUGAUGUCUUCACAUCGAUAUGCGAGUGUUUUAUAGCUAAUUCUUAUGGUGAUGAAGGAUUCGCAGUCUGUUUAUUAGUACCAAUAGCUCAGCGACAUGAUGCACAUUAUAGAAAAUUAUUGUGGUCUGAACACGCUGGAGCUCUCAGAUACUUAAAAUUAUCCCCAGAAAAAUUAGCUUGUCCUGUUGAGGAAUAUCUAUAUCCACUUGAGCAAGACAUAUCAUUGAUAGAAUCAUAUUUGACAGCUUUAGUAAGAAAAACAAUAAAAAAAGAAUGGUGUCCUUUGAUGUACAUGAUUGCUAUCCAUCAUUCAGCAAUGUUUUUACGUGAUACGUCUCCAUUCGCAGGCAAAAUGCGUUCCCGGAUAUCAAAAAUAAGUGACCACGAGUUAGCGGAAUGCCUAUUAAAUUAUUCACCACCUGUAAAUAAUUAA
Cotesia congregata is the source of this 3570-nucleotide messenger RNA. NCBI's taxonomy places the organism in Eukaryota, Metazoa, Arthropoda, Insecta, Hymenoptera, Braconidae. The record is from the annotation of a GenBank genome assembly.